AUAUAUUCGAUUAAGCUAUUUAUAUUUAAUAAGUAACACUUAUAAAACAUUUCUAAAACAUACAUGGCGAAAUAUAAUUUUUUUUUUUUUUUUUGCGAAAUACAAAUAUUUCUAUGAUCACACUUAUAAAACAUUUCUAAAUCCUUCAAACAUUUCUAAAAUAUAUCGCUCCAAAUACAAAAUUUUAUUUUUUUCAAAUAUAAAUAUUUCUAAAAUUUACAGAUAGACUGGGCCAGGGUCGCGCAUUGCGCGACCAGACAUCACUAGUACUAGAUAGAGAGGAUUAGGAAAAAUAGUUUUCUUUUUAUUGUAAAUAGUUUUUCUUUUUGAAAAACAACAACCAAAAAAAAAAAAAAAGACUAUUUAAUUUGAAGAAAAGGGCAUAAUAGACAAAGUGCAGAAAUUAAUACAAACAAAGGCAAUGCUCCGUUCCGUCCGCCAACCACCUCCACUGUUCACCGCGCUUCCCGUCGUCAUUGCUACACUUUUCACCACUACGACCUGUUGGGCCCCACCUGUCGGGAAAUUCAAGUCGCCGUCGCCGUCGUCCUCCUCCGCCAUGACUGUCGGCAGUGCCAACAGCGGUUCUCCGGCAUCACCCGUGCCAGCGCCGGUGGCGAAGAAAGUGAAGCACGAGAUGGAGAUGUUCGGAGACGUUCGAAUCGACAAUUACUAUUGGCUCCGUGACGAUUCUCGCUCCGACCCCGAAGUUCUAUCUCAUCUUCACCAGGAGAAUGCUUACACAGAUUACGUCAUGGCUGGUUCGUUCUUUAGUCCUCGCAUGCGUAACGUGUCUCAAUUUGCUCUUAAUAUUUUUGUAAUGACUGUAUUCCAUUUAAUUUUGAGUUAGUUGUACGUUCUAGCUUUUGUUUAUCAAACUUUGAUUUGCUGAGAUCAAAGUCGAAGCCAAAUUGCAAAGUUAAUCGUCGGUUUAGUGGAACUACGUAUCUCGACUGACUCGUACUUACAUUUAUUGAGGAACUAAGCAAUUGGAAGAUCAGAUCUUUGCUGAGAUAAGAGGGAGAAUCAAGGAGGAUGACAUUUCUGCUCCUAUUAGAAGAGGGCCUUAUUACUAUUACAAAAGGACACUGGAGGGCAAGGAGUAUGCCCAGUACUGUCGCCGUCUUGUACCUGAUGAUGGAAUUCCACCUUCUGUUUAUGAUACUAUGCCAACUGGUCCUGAUGCUCCUCCAGAGCACAUCAUACUUGAUGAGAAUAUCAAAGCCCAACCUCAUUCCUAUUACAGUAUUGGUGCUUUUAAGGUUAGUCCCAAUAACAAGCUAGUAGCAUAUGCAGAAGACACAAAGGGGGACGAAAUUUAUACUGUUUAUGUCAUUGAUGCUGAAUCUGGAGCAACUGUUGGAAAGACUUUAAGUGGCACUACAUCAUAUGUCGAAUGGGCAGGUGAUGAAGCAUUGGUAUACAUUACCAUGGAUGAAAUCCUUCGGCCAGAUAAGGUUUGGUUACACAAAUUAGGAACCGAGCAGUCGAGCGACACAUGUCUAUAUCAGGAAAAGGAUGACAUGUUCUCUCUGGAUCUUGAAGCAUCUGAGAGCAAAAAAUUUUUGUUUGUAGCAUCUGAGAGCAAAAUUACGAGAUUUGUGUUUUACCUGGAUACCUCAAAACCUGAAAUUGGGCUAACUAAUUUGACCCCACGUGUUGUCGGUAUUGAUACAUCAGUUAGCCACCGAGGGAAUCAUUUCUUUAUUAAGAGAAGAAGUGACGAAUGUUUUAAUUCAGAACUCCUUGCAUGCCCAAUUGAUGAUGCAUCCGCAACCACAGUUAUUUUACCCCACAGGCCAAGCGUAAAGAUUCAGGACAUUCAACUUUUCACAGAUCACCUUGUUGUGCAUGAGCGUGAAGGUGGUCUUCAAAAGAUAACUGCAUAUCGCCUUCCUGAGGUUGGACAGCCACUUGAAAGGCUUCAAGGUGGUCGAUCCGUUGAUUUCCAGGAUCCUGUAUAUUCUUUGGAUCCUGCAGAAUCCCAAUUUUCAUCCGCAAUUUUAAGGUUUUCUUAUAGCUCAUUGAGGACACCGCUCUCUGUCUUUGACUACGACAUGAACUCUGGAGUUUCUGUUUUAAAGAAGAUUGAAACGGUUUUAGGGGGUUUUGAUGCAUCAGAGUAUGUAACUGAAAGGCAAUGGGCUAUUGCAUCAGAUGGCACUCAAAUUCCCUUAUCAAUUAUUUACAAAAAGAAUUCUGUGAAGCUUGAUGGGUCUGAUCCGCUGUUGCUUUAUGGUUAUGGUUCCUAUGAGAUAUGUGUAGAUCCAAGCUUCAAGGCAUCACGAUUGUCUUUGUUAGACAGGGGUUUUAUAUUCGUAAUAGCCCAUAUUCGUGGAGGGGGUGAAAUGGGGAGGCAGUGGUAUGAAAAUGGAAAGCUUUUGCACAAGAAGAAUACAUUUACAGAUUUCAUAGCCAGUGCAGAGUUUUUGAUAGAGAAAAAAUAUUGCACCAAAGAGAAAUUAUGUAUCAAUGGAAGAAGUGCCGGUGGCUUGCUAAUGGGAGCAGUCCUUAACAUGCGUCCAGAUUUGUUCAAGGCUGUUGUUGCUGGAGUUCCAUUUGUUGAUGUUUUGACCACUAUGCUCGACCCGACUAUCCCUUUAACGACUUCAGAAUGGGAGGAAUGGGGUGAUCCUCGGAAAGAGGAGUUCUAUUUCUACAUGAAGUCAUAUUCCCCUGUUGAUAAUGUUAAGGCUCAAAACUAUCCAGCUAUUCUUGUCACUGCUGGUUUGAAUGAUCCGCGUGUUAUGUACUCGGAACCGGCCAAAUUUGUAGCAAAACUAAGAGAGCUGAAAACUAAUGAUAAUCUUCUAUUGUUCAAAUGCGAGCUGGGUGCAGGACACUUUUCAAAGUCUGGAAGGUUUGAAAAGCUCCAGGAAGAUGCCUUCACAUAUGCAUUCUUGCUAAAAGCUUUGGACAUGGUACCUACCACUCCUGCACAGAGCCAAUUAUAGUCCACACUUGAAUCAAUCUCAUUUUGCUGUUAUUAUUCAUCAGAGGUUGACAUUGGUGUCUAUCUGAGAAUUUUCAUUCUUCUUGGAACUUGUUAUUCCAUUGUAGACAAAUAAAAAUAUUUCCUUGUGUUGAUUCAUAUAUGAACUUAAUCAGUUUUAAGUUGAUCGAGGGUUAAUUUACCAGAACAUACGGGUAGAGAGAAAACAAUAUACAGGUAACCUUAUAAAAGUGUUCCAUUCUUUUAUUAACUUCCAUCAUAUAAAAUUUAUUCAC
This is a messenger RNA of Oldenlandia corymbosa var. corymbosa, 3228 nucleotides long. The record is from the annotation of a GenBank genome assembly. NCBI's taxonomy places the organism in Eukaryota, Viridiplantae, Streptophyta, Magnoliopsida, Gentianales, Rubiaceae.